Molecule: messenger RNA, 909 nt
Organism: Cuscuta campestris
Lineage: Eukaryota; Viridiplantae; Streptophyta; Magnoliopsida; Solanales; Convolvulaceae
Source: the annotation of a GenBank genome assembly
CAUAUAAGAUUACAAUUUUGGUUUACAAGAUACAUCCUGUGGUAGCACGACUGUGUGCUCCGGUCCAGGGAACCAGUCCUGCUCAUUUGGCUGUUUGCUUAGGUCUUGAUGCAUCCAAGUUCCAAAGCAAAUUAAGCAACACCAUCGAUGAUGAUCCUUCAAGUUCACUUUUGUGUGCAGUUGAUGAUGUGGAAAGAUAUCGAGGGUGUGAACCACUGAUCAUGGUGUGCCCCGACUGCUCUACUUCCCUUGAAUGUCCACCUAUAUUCAAUUCCGUAUGUUCCUCCAUAAGUCAGAAGCCAACAGAUUUGCAGGCAGAAAGGCCUGCCAUUGAGUUUUGGCACAAGUUACAGUGUCCCAAAUGCCCAAAGGAGCCCGGUGCAGGCAAACUGCAGCCUUCUUGCUUAGCAAACCAGGUGAAGAGGCAAGCUGAGGGGUUUAUCUCAACAUAUUAUAGAGGAUUGAUGCUGUGUGAUGAUGAAACAUGCAACUAUAGCGGUCGCAGCCUGAACCUGCGGGUAAUUGGUGACUCGGAGCGAGGAACUGUUUGCCCAAACUACCCUCGGUGUGAAGGUCGCCUCCAAAGAAAGUAUACAGAAGGAGAUCUGUACAAACAGCUUUCGUAUUUCUGCCACAUUUUGGACACCGAGCGUUGCAUUAAUAAGGUGGAUGCAAAGAUGAAGGUGCAAGUGGAGAAGGAGAUGGCGGAAAUCCGGCCUCUGGUUAAGACCGCAUCUUCGACUAUAGAGAAGUUGCGGAAUCGUUGCGGUUAUGGAUGGGUGCAGCUGAGAAAUCUGACGGUCGACGUUUAAUCAAUCUGCUGCUCUCUAAAGUCAAAUCAACUGUGCAUAUGAUGAUGUAUAUGUAUGUAUUCAACUUUAUAGCUCAUAUUAAAAGCCAGCUACCUGA